AUGCGCCGAGCCGCAUCGGUCGCCCGCGCGGCGUUCCGCGCGCGCGCCCGACGCGAUUCCGCCGAGCCCCUCCUCGGUGGCCACGCGGGCCAUUCGUUCCUCCGCUGUGCGGGACGGGCGGGUAGCGACCGCCGCGCGCCGACCGCCCGAGCGCUCGCGCGACCGACGCCGCCGCGGUCGCCGUUCAUCGCGGAUCCGCGGAUCAUCGGCGCGAGACGUUACGGGUCCGACGACGACCGCGGGCGAAACCCCGCGGUCGUCGUCGGCGCCUCCCGCGGCGGGCUCUGCCCCACGUGCAGCUCCGCGGUGCAGCCGAUGUGGCCCAAGGCGCUCCUCCCGAACGAGGUGGGCGGCGGGGCCGCGGACUCCGGCCCGACGUACUGGUGCGCCAGCUGUAAGGACGUGUGCAAGGACCCGGUGCGCCGCGGCGGUCCCGCGGACGACGACAUGAGCGGAGGAGGAUUCGACGCCGACGCCCAAGGAAUCUACGCCGCCAUGCCCAGUCGAGCGGCGGCGGCGCGCGCCGUCGACCCUAAGAUGGGAUUCACGUCACACGGCAUGCUCCCCACGGCCGUGCCGGGCGGCGGCGUGAGCGACGCCGCCACCGGCGCCACCGCCACCGUCGAGGGAGCGGGCGGCGGGGUUCCCUUUGGCGUUCCGAGCACCGGCGGCGGCGGCGGCGGCGGCGGCGCAUUCGGCGGCGGCGGUCGCGACCCGGCUUCGCCGCCGUCCGGCACUCGGUUCGCCGACUUCGACGCGCGGCUCGCGUCGUUACCGACGCCCCGGCGCAUGGUCCAGAUGCUCGACGCGUACGUCGUGGGGCAGACGCACGCCAAGAAGGUUCUCGCGGUGGCGGUGUAUAACCACUACAAGCGGGUGUGGAGCGCCGAGAGGGACGGGACUCUUCGUCGGGAGUCGCCGGGUUCAACAGCGAGCGACGCGCCGCCGCCGCGUGUCGAUAACCACUUCCGCGGCACCCACGACGACGACCCGGCGUCGGCGUCGGGGAACGACGGGCGCGGCGAUCGAUACGUUCAACACAAGGCGAGCACGGAGGCGUGGUGGCCGGUGAACGACGACGUCGCCGGCCGAGACGACGUCGCCGCCGCCGCCGCGCGCGCCGCCGCGGCGAACUACGCGCGGAACGAGGAGGAACGAAGGCGCCUUAGGGCGUAUCAAAACACCGCCGCGGCAUCCACGAGCACUGCUGACCGAGUCGACCGAACGACGACGAACGGUUGCCCGUUUGAUUCUUCGGGUUCGGUGCCCCCCGCCGAACAGCUCGACGCGGUUCGACUGGAGAAGUCCAACAUCCUCCUCUGCGGGCCGACGGGGUCGGGAAAGACGCUCCUGGCGAAGACGCUGGCGGAGUUCGUGGACGUCCCGAUCGUCAUCGCGGACGCCACGACGUUGACGCAGGCUGGGUACGUUGGAGAAGACGUGGAGAGCUUGCUGCACAAGCUGCUGCAGGCGGCGAGGUUCGACCUGGCGGCGGCGCAGCGCGGCAUCGUCUACAUCGACGAGAUCGACAAGCUGACGCGCAAGUCGGAGAACCUCUCCAUCACGCGCGACGUCUCCGGCGAGGGCGUGCAGCAGGCGCUCCUGAAGAUGGUGGAGGGAACGGUGGUCAACGUCCCGGAGAAGGGUGGACGGAAAAACCCGAGGGGCGAUUUCAUACAGGUGGACACCUCAGACAUCCUGUUCAUCUGCGGAGGCGCGUUCUCGGGGUUGGAGCACGUGGUGGACGAACGGCGGAAUAAUAACGCGCACGAGCGCGCCGCCGCGCGCGAUCGUCCCCUUCGUUCGGGAGGCGUCUCGGACGGCGAGAAGACGCCAGCUGGCGACCCCGGAUUGGACCGGUCACAAACGGCGGCGUCGCUGGCGUCGGCGCUCGGCGCGACUCGCGCGCGAUUGGCCGACGACGAACCCCCUUCGUUAGCUGAGGGAGCGGACGGAUCCGUUCUCCCGUCCAUGGCGACGCGGCGCGCGCGCGAGUCCGCCGCGUCUCGCGAACCCUUCUUCUUCAACUACGAAGAUGGCGAAGAAGAAGCAGACCACGCGGCGGCGGAGGCGCGGAGAAUCGCCGCCGACGACGCCAUCGCGGACACCGAAUCCGCCGACCUCGUCCGGUACGGCCUCAUACCCGAGUUCGUGGGCAGGUUCCCGGUCACCGUGCCCCUGCGCUCGCUCGGGGAGGACGAGCUCGUGCGCGUGUUGAUGGGCCCUCGCAACGCGGUCGGGAGGCAGUACCAGCGGCUGAUGCGCAUGCACGGCGUCGAUCUCGAGUUUACGGACGGCGCGCUGAGGGUCAUCGCGCGCGCGGCGCUGCGGCGCGAGACGGGCGCGAGGGGCUUGCGGACGCUCGUGGAGAGGCUCCUCACCGAGGCGAUGUUCGAGGUACCGGAUGCGCCGGACGUGGUCAAGGUUGUGGUGGACGAGUCGUCGGCGAGGAGGGGACUCGGGCUUUCGCUCUUCGCCGCCGACGACGAGCGAAAGACGGUGGGCGCGGGCGGGGAGGAGAGGGCGGCGGGGGGCGCGAGGCUGGUGUACCGCGUCAAGGGCGGAGCCGGGGGGGAGGAACGGGCGGCGACGGACGCGGAGGCUGACGAUGAGCCCCGCGCGGCUACCGUGUAA
Micromonas commoda is the source of this 2634-nucleotide messenger RNA. RefSeq lists its product as hypothetical. NCBI's taxonomy places the organism in Eukaryota, Viridiplantae, Chlorophyta, Mamiellophyceae, Mamiellales, Mamiellaceae. Gene Ontology annotation, cellular component: mitochondrial matrix. The transcript has a single exon. Gene Ontology annotation, biological process: protein catabolic process; proteolysis. Gene Ontology annotation, molecular function: ATP hydrolysis activity; ATP binding. Bases 1 to 2634 code for a protein of 877 amino acids. The record is from RefSeq and is a predicted model, not a curated record.